AUACGGCUGCAGCUAUUGGUGCAACAGCACCAAGCACACGACCUCCCAAUGCCAAGAUCAAGGCACGGAGGAUGUUCGACCUCGAACCAACUCGAGAAACUUAGCUGCGUAGGAGGGACGGCGACUUCAUCUCUCACUCCGCUAGAUUCGGCCGCCUUGCUAGCGGCCUCCUACACAUCUAGGGAGAAUGCGGAUGCUGCAAGUCCUCGGUUCACUUACGAGGAUUAUGCUGUCCACUUGGUCCCACCGUUGCAAGACUCCACCGCAUGCACGGUUUCAUCACCAUCGGCAACCGAUUCAGCAGCUUCACCGCCAACUUUAGUCAGGGAUUCGACGUCAUGGUCAAGACUUGAGAAACUCGACCCGUUGACGUUUGCGGACUACCAGUGGAUGCCCCUUCCCCCCACCGGUCGAUUGCUGAAACCGCAUUGCAAUGUGCUCAUGGCACAAUUGCGGGAUUACUUGCACACUACAGUACCAGCUCCAUUGAUGGACGCCGGAGUAGAGGUUGUUGACCUUCGCGACUACAUUACGAAGAUCGACCUCGAGUUCAAGACACAACGGUAUGACAGCAACGACGCACGAGUGAUGUACAUACACAUUCAGAUUGGAAAAGCGACCUGCAACGCUUUGAUCGAUUGCGGAGCCACUCACAACUAUAUGAGCCAAGAUUUUUUGGUACGUGCUGGCCUGGGGCUACUCGUUCGGAGGAAGUCGCAACCCACACAAGUCACGUUAGCCGACGGUCACACGCACAAGUCAAUCGACUGGUGCAUUGAUUCCGUCCUCGUGUACUUCGUCCCGCAUGCAAGUGAGGCGGUGUCCUUCGACAUUUUUGACACCAAGUUCGACAUGAUUUUGGGCAUGUCGUGGCUGAAAAGUGAGGAUCACGUGGUGAACUUCUACCACCGCACCGUUCACAUUCGUGAUCGGAACGGAGUACUAGUCCCGUGCACGGUGCCUCCACCUCACCCUUUGAUCAACUAUCAUGUGGUGUCCGCCGCGAGCAUUCGAGUUUCCAUCACCCGAGACGACAUCGAGGAGAUGGGUGUGUAUUUUCUCCACAACCUCCCUUCGCAUGACAUCCCAUCGACGGACGCAUCGAUGGACCCAUGCAUCACCGAGCUUCUAGACGCCUACGGUGACGUUUUUGAAGCCCCGCACGGAGUAGUACCGGAUCGGUCAAUCAGCCACGAGAUCAUCCUCGAGGCCUGGGCCGUACCUCCGCAUGGUUGCAUCCACCACAUGAGCGAGGAAGAGUUAAGUGUGCUACGGGCACAACUCAAUGACCUUCUUAAGAAAGGAUGGAUUCGAUGUAGCUCUUCGCCAUACGACACUCCCGUUCUCUUCGUCCGGAAGAAGAACAAGGACUUGCGAUUGUGCAUCGAUUAUCACAAGCUUAACUCGCAAACCAUCAAGAACACCGGCCCUCUUCCACGCAUUAACGACCUCCUCGAACGCGAAAAGCUGGUUGACUUACUCAAGUUAGUGGAGGAAAGGCGGCAUGAUCCUCAGGAGGCUCAAAAGGUCACUGACGCGAUCCUGACUUUGAGCGCUCAAUCGUUCAAAUCAGUUAGGGAGGCCAUAGACGCAGUAGAGCGUCUGAUCUGUGUUCUUGGGGUUCGCUAUGACCCCCAAGUCUUACUGACAACUUACCUGAGGUGUCUGGCGAUGCCAAUCAGGAAUCAGUUGGCAGUUGAGGCUAAUAUCAACAUGCACAACUUUCCCUCGUUUAGCAAGAAGGCCCUAGACCUUGAAGCUAAGAUAGGGCAUGGACAUAACCCAGCGACGGACAGGAGAAAGAAGACCCUGCCUCCUAACUGGAAAGCCAAGGGUCGCAUUAUGUUUGUCGACAAUGAUGGGUCAACCAUUGAGUUGGACGAUGACCCCCAGUUAGGAGUAGGUGCAGAGGCAGGUGGCGAAACUUCAGAGGGUGGAGUAGUCAUCGCCGUAACCCAACAAAAAGAAGGGUUGAAGCCCGAUGACGCGAAGGUGGCCAGCAUUCGUGAUUGGCCACGUCCUCAGUCUGUGACUGAGAUGAGAUCUUUCUUAGGGAUGACCGGCUACUAUAGGACUUUCGUAAAGAACUAUAGCAUAGUGGUCACCCCUUUGACUGAUCUGACCCGCCUUGACACCCCAUGGGAGUGGACAGAUGAGUGCGAGGCUGCUUUCAGACAUCUGAAGCAUACGUUAACCCACUACGAGGUCUUGAAACUUCCUGAUCCUGACAAGCUAUUUGUAGUCACUACGGAUGCCAGCCAAUAUGGCAUUGACGCCGUGCUUGCGCAACAGGAGGGGCCAAAGUUGAGGCCAGUCGAGUACAUGUCGAAGAAAAUGUCGUCUCAGAAGUUGGCAAAGUCCACCUAUGAGAAGGAACUUUACGCCGUGUACAAGGCUUUGACCCAUUGGAGACAUUAUCUCCUUGGGAGGUUCUUUAUCCUCAGGACUGAUCAUCCGACCUUGAGAUGGAUGAGAACACAGUCGGUGCUUUCCGAUGCUCUAAAGCGUUGGAUCGAAGUCAUCAAACAAUAUGACUUCGACCCCCAGUAUCUAAAAGGAGAGUACAUCAAGGUUGCAAAUGUCUUGUCACGUAGACCUGAUUUCUCAGACCUCAAGUGCAGUUGCAGGCAAGGAGAUCAGGAUAAGGACUAUCCCGGCGGACCCCUGUGGGUCGACCACGCCAUCUGGUACCUCUUAGCGCACCCAGACGUCCUCUUUCCCACGUCAUCCUCGAUCAAAGUCAGGACGUCGAUGCUAGUCCAUUACCUUAGGACCACGUGGCGGGAGGUUGUGACGGGUUGCAUCACAUUCCUGUUCGUUAGAGAGAUCAUGAUGGAUUUCAUCGAGGCGCUGGAGCAGGACCCGCAGCGCACAGCCGAGACGGUGAUCAGGGAUGAACGGCUGUGGAGGUAUCAACUCCCACCGACACUUGGCAGACUCCUCCUUCCGACGAGGAUCCUUGACAGACCAAGGAGGGUCCUGCCACCCCCCAGGGGUAGGAACCCAAUCGCUCAGAUUCCGGGACAGGGCAGACUCAACUUCCAAAUGGUCAACAGGGCGGUCGGUGAUGUACCACCAGUAGCUGCGCAGGCGCAGCCCGCACAAGAGCAGGCUGAUCACGGCACGGCGCACGCAGGCCAGCAGCGGCAGCAGCCCGUCUUACAGCAAGCACAGCGAUUGAAGGAGACUGCUGCUGAUCUACUGGCAGCAGCGGCAGGAUGCAGCAGUGGCCUCGCCCUCCAUAGGCAAGAACGGACUCAGCCACCAAGGGGCAGCAUCGUCCAGCAGGGGAUUACGCGGGGCGAACAUGAGCGAACGGGAGCAGGGCAGCGACCUUCUCAGCAGAGCGGGCAGCCACCUAUUCUCGCCACCCCAGUAUCGGCACGACGGCUGGCAGCGCGGCUUCCGCUAACACGCGGAGAGAAGAAGAGGGCGUCAGAGGAUACGUCGGACAUUGACUAAGUGCACUCGCAGCCGAGCAAAAGGCAGAGGAGGAAGACCACCCACAACAGGGGUAUUCAGAUUUUGACACCGUAAUUGGACAGCACCACUCCUCACAAGUAACCUCCGUCAUCCCUAAGUUAGAUCUGCACAGAUAGGAUCAGCGCAAUUGGAUGCACGGACACCCCCCCUAGCACAGGUCUGCAGUAGUAUGUGAGCUGCAAUAGUGCACGCAGCAUAGUAUAGGGAACUGGGCUUACCGGCUAUGCAUCCUGCAGCAGGAAGGGAGCUCGUUUCGUCAAUUGUUUUUGAUUAACCCCUGCAGGUUUGCACAUCGAUAGGUGUUGAGGUGCCUUAAUGAAUAGCAUCGAACGCU
This is a messenger RNA of Chara braunii, 3817 nucleotides long. NCBI's taxonomy places the organism in Eukaryota, Viridiplantae, Streptophyta, Charophyceae, Charales, Characeae. The record is from the annotation of a GenBank genome assembly.